UGAACUCGGUUUCGUUUUCUCCCUCUUGACGAUUUGAAAUCAGUUUCACUUUCCUCUUCCCUUUCAUAAAAGGAGAAUGCAUCUGCUGAUGGAUGCAUUACCCCACCUUUCCCUCUUAUAUAGUUCCUUCAGCACUUACGUGAGGCAGACCAGGACGAUUUCGGAAGAGCAAAUCAUCCGGCUCCUCAGCUUUUCGGAACAGCAGAGAAGCAGCUUGCAGUCAUGAGUGAGGUCACCAAGAAUUCUCUGGAGAAAAUCCUUCCACAGCUGAAAUGCCAUUUCACCUGGAAUUUAUUCAAGGAAGAUAGUAUCUCACGUGAUCUAGAAGAUAGAGUAUAUAACCAGAUUGAAUUUUUAAACCCUGAGUUUAAAGCUACAAUGUACAAUUUGUUGGCCUACAUAAAGCACUGCAAAGGCCACAAUGAAGCAGCCCUGGAAUGCUUACAGCAAGCUGAAGAGUUAAUCCAGCAAGAGCACACUGGCCAACCAGAAAUCAGAAGUCUGGUCACCUGGGGAAACUUUGCCUGGGUCUACUAUCACAUGGACCGACUCUCAGAAGCUCAGAUUUAUGUAGACAAGGUGAAACAAGCCUGCAAGAAGUUUUCAAAUCCUUACAGUAUCGAGUGUCCAGAGCUUGACUGUGAGGAAGGGUGGACACGACUAAAGUGUGGAAGAAAUGAAAGGGCAAAGGUGUGUUUCCAGAAGGCCCUGGAAGAGAAACCCAACAACCCAGAGUUCUCCUCUGGACUGGCAAUUGCGAUGUAUUGUCUGGAUGAAAAUCCACAGAAACAAUUCCCUGUCAAUGCUCUGAUGCAAGCCAUUGAGCUGGAUCCCGAUAACCAAUAUGUCAAGGUUCUCUUGGCCCUGAAACUGCAGAAGACGAAUAAAGAAGCUGAAGGGGAGCAAUUGCUUGAAGAGGUCCUGGAGAAGGCUCCUUGCCAAACAGAUGUCCUUCGUAGUGCAGCCAAAUUUUACCGAAAAAAAGGUGACCUAGACAAAGCUAUUGAACUGUUAAACAGGGCACUGAAGUUCGUACCAUACAAUAGCUUCCUCUGUCACCAGAUCGAGUGGUUCUGCAAGGCAAAAAACAAACAAAUACAUAAGAGAGAAGAAUCUGAAGCUAUUGGAAAUAGAGAGAAAUAUGCUAUGGAACAUUCGAAUGAAGUGAUUGUGGAGGGACUGGAUCCUCGGAAUGCACACUCCGAUCUCACUGAGUGCCUAGAAGCACAAGCACGUUGUCCGACAGCACUCAGUAAAGAGCUGCCUGACGCUGAGAGGCAGCGACUCCGUCAGCGCUCUUGCAACCUCCAGGAGUAUCACGAGAAGUCAGAAGACACUGCUGCCCAGCAUCAUUUAGAGGAUUUGUCUGUAAGCAAAACACCAACUGAGAAAGAAGAGAUGAAAUGCCAAUUACAAAACCUCAGCGAAAAUCUUCCACAAAAUGCAUCCAAUUCUUGGUAUCUCCGAGGAUUGAAUCACAAGCUGAAUGGAGAUCUGCUGCAGGCAACUGCCUGUUAUGAGCGGCAACUGGGCAACCUGCUCAGGAAUACCCCUUCAGGCAUAGGCAGCUUGUUUCUCUCCACACCUGAGCAUGAAGAGGGCAGUGAGGAAAUGGUCCAGGGCACAGGCAGCCCCACUCCCAGAGGGCUCCCCAGCCCCUAAGGGAGACAAAGAAGAGGGAAAGAAAUGGAGCAUCAGAAGACCUGGAAUGGUGUUGUGAGGGAGAGAAGGGUGGGAAGGUAGGGGUCCCCAACCUGAGGUUGCUGGGCAGGGUGGUCUUGCUUGUUGCUUUAAGGGACAUUUUUAGAGAGUUGUUUUUUCAUGUUCUGUCUCCCCUGUGCAACCCAGCCAUACAGUUCUCUAGUCAGCAGCUCGUAUAAUUCAUCACUAGUAAAACAGUGCUGCAUGCCUAUUUGAUGCUGAUGAGGUCUCAGUUUGCACUCAGUUCACCAUAUAACCCCAUUUCUGCCCUUCUUGCCAAGGGUCAUAAGUGGUGACUGCCUACCAUCAAAAUCUGCAGUUUUCCUUCUUCCAUCCCAUUUCCUUCUUUCUUUUUUUUUUUGUCUUUUUUCAUGACCGGUAAGGGGAUCACAACCCUUGGUGUGGUGUCGCCCGCAUCGCGCUCAGCCAGUGAGCGCACCGGCCAGUCCUAUAUAGGAUCCGAACCUGCAGCGGGAGCGUUGCUGCGCUCCCAGCACUGCACUCUCCCGAGUGCGCCACGGGGCCGGCCCCUUCCAUCCCAUUUCUACCCAGCAUUCUGGGCCUGGAAGAUUAACAUUUGACUAACCCUGACAUUUUCCUUAUGUCAUUCCUGGCUUCAGCCAUGCAUUUAUGUGUAUGCUUAAUAGUGGCACUAUGAUAAAUAUGUAUUCUUUAUAGCAAUGCUGCAAUA
This is a messenger RNA of Cynocephalus volans (Philippine flying lemur), 2392 nucleotides long. Its product is annotated as interferon-induced protein with tetratricopeptide repeats 3-like. The record is from RefSeq and is a predicted model, not a curated record. Lineage: Eukaryota; Metazoa; Chordata; Mammalia; Dermoptera; Cynocephalidae. Gene Ontology annotation, molecular function: protein binding. Gene Ontology annotation, biological process: defense response to virus. Bases 223 to 1662 code for a protein of 479 amino acids. The transcript is spliced from 2 exons. Gene Ontology annotation, cellular component: cytosol.